GCGCGUUUAUUCAUUAUUGUUUAUUCCCAUGUGGUGUCGAAAAAUGGACGCGCACAUGAUUCUCUAAGGUUUUGAAAAUGUUUUUCUUUAAUGUUUACAUGCGUUAAUGGUUAAAAAUUCAAGUGAUUGUUUAAAAGUGUUAAGUGAAAAUGACAGAAAUGCCUCCUUAUCUCGCAGUUAAUGAUGAGGAGAAUAACAGUGAUCAGACUGAUAGUGAUUCCUCGGAUUAUGAAGAUGAUUUACCUUUAUGUUUUAACCAGCCCAGGCAUACGGAGCCAAUAAUAGGUGCUGAACGAGAAGAACACACGUGGAGAGUGAAGGAGAAGUACAAAACACACUGUGUGGCGCUGGUCCUGUGCCUCAAUGUGGGUGUGGACCCACCAGACGUUGUGAAGACACAGCCUUGUGCGAGACUUGAGUGCUGGAUUGAUCCAAACUCGUUGUCCCCAACCAAAGCUCUGGAGACAAUUGGUCAUGCGCUGCAGUCACAGUAUGAGCGGUGGCAGCCGCGCGCGCGCUACAAGCAGUCACUCGACCCUACGAGUGAUGAGAUCAAGAAGCUAUGCUGCUCACUACGGCGCAAUGCCAAGGAAGAGCGCGUGCUUUUCCAUUACAACGGACAUGGCGUGCCCAAGCCCACCACGCAGGGAGAGAUAUGGGUGUUUAAUAAGGCGUACACACAGUACAUCCCCCUAUCGAUGUACGACCUACAAACGUGGAUGGGCGCGCCCUCGCUCUACGUGUACGACUGCUCCAAUGCUGGAGUAAUUGUGGAGAACUUCAAGCAGUUCGCUGAACAGCAUGAACGGGAUUAUGAGAUGCAAGUGAGCAGCAAGGGCGGCGAAGCGACCGGCCCGCCGGUGUCGUACAAGAACUGCAUCCAGCUGGCGGCGUGCGCGGCGGGCCAGAGCCUGCCGAUGUCGCCCGAGCUGCCCGCCGACCUGUUCACCUCCUGCCUCACCACGCCCGUCAAGAUGGCCAUGAAGUGGUUUGUGUUGAGGAGCCGUCUCAGAUCGGCGAGAGCGGAUCUGAUUGAUCUUAUAGAUAAAAUCCCCGGUCAGGUGACGGACCGGCGCACGAUGCUGGGCGAGCUGAACUGGAUCUUCACGGCGAUCACGGACACGAUCGCGUGGAGCUCGCUGCCGGCCGAGCUGUUCCAGCAGCUGUUCCGAGCUGAUCUCCUCACAGCCAGUCUGUGCAGGAACUUCCUGCUCGCUGACAGGAUCAUGAGGUCGUACAACUGCACGCCGGUGUCGUCGCCCGCGCUGCCGUCCCUCGCGCGCCACCCGCUGUGGGCCGCGUGGGAGCACACGCUGGACCUGGCGCUGGCGCAGCUGCCCGCGCUGCUGGCCGACCGCGCGCCGCCCUACCGCCACUCGCCCUUCUUCCGCGACCAGCUCACCGCCUUCCAGCUGUGGCUCGACCUGGGCAAGUGGUCGGUGUCGCGCGCGCCGCCGGAGCAGCUGCCGAUGGUGCUGCAGGUGCUGCUGUCGACGCUGCACCGCGUGCGCGCGCUGCACAUCCUGUGCCGCUUCCUGGCGCUGGGCCGCUGGGCCGUGCGCGCCGUGCUGGCCGUCGGCAUCUUCCCCUACAUGCUCAAGCUGCUGCAGGCCUCCGCGCCCGACCUAAGACCCGCCAUGCUCUACAUAUGGGCCAAGAUUAUUGCCGUCGAUCCGAGUUGUCAAGUAGAUCUCGUGAACGCUAAAGGUCAUAAAUAUUUCCUUGCAAUUCUUCAAGACCCGUCCGUUGAUACAGAACAUCGCACGCUAGCUGCGUUCGUGUUGGCGGGGAUUGUGGACAAUUAUCCUGCGGGUCAAGAGGCAGCAUUACAGGGCUCGAUGAUAUCGGCGUGCCUGGAGCAGCUGCACGAGGCGGAGGGCGUCGGGGCGGGCGGCGGGCAGGGCGUGCUGCAGCAGUGGGCGUGCGUGGGGCUGGGCCGGCUGUGGCGCGGCUGCGAGGCGGCGCGCUGGGCGGGCGCGCGCGACCUGGCGCACGAGAAGCUGGCGCCGCUGCUGGGCCACGCGCGGCCCGACACGCGCGCCGCCGCCGCCUUCGCGCUGGGCUGCUUCGUGGGCGCCGCGCCGCACGCGCCGCGCUCCGACCACGCCAACGCGCUCGACCACCAGGUGGCCGUGCUGCUGGCCAAGCGCCUCGCGCUCGACGCCUCGCCGCUGCCGCGCGCCGAGAUCCUCGCCGCAUUGCAAUGGGUGGUACUUAUAUUCGAGCAACACUUCAUAGCUGUUUAUAUACAGGAGCGAAUGCGACGCAGUGAUAGGGAGUCGGGUCGCGGUGCAGGCGGCGGACAAGUAGACCGCGGGCAGGAGGCGCUGGCGGGGGGCCGCCCGCCCAGGCACUCCUCACCGCACCACUCGCUCGCGCUGCCCGCCAUCGGUUUCGGCUCGGUGUACAUGAAGCUGUGGGGCUGCGUGUGCGCCAUGUGCCGCGAGCCGCACCCCACACUGUCGCAGAUGGCCAAUGACGUCAUCGGGUAUAUAGCCAAUCAGGUGGACAACGUGGGCCGCGAGGUGUCGGAGCGGCACUCGAGCAGCGGGUCGAGCUCGCUGCCGCCGUCGCCCAACACGCGGCCCGCGCCGCCGCCCAACCCGCACACGCCGCACACGCCGCACCUCGGUCACCGCCGCGGCAAGUCCGGUCUGCCGCACACUAUAUCUGAAGAUUCUGUUGCGCAUCGGGACCGAGAUUCCACUUCCUCAACUUCCAGUCAAUCAGCGAAGAAGCCUAUAGUGAGCACACAGUACGUGGAGUGGGCUAGCGCGCAGUUCGCGCGCGGCGCGUGGGGCGCGGUGGAGGGGGUGGGCGUGGGCGUGGGCGAGGGGGAGGGGGGAGACGGGGCUGGGACGAGGGGGGAUGAUGACGUGGAGUGCCGCGCGCACCACGAGCGGCUGUGGCGACGCGCGCGCAACACGAGCAUACGCAGGGAGGCGCGCGCGCUGCGCACGAGCCGCGUGUCCCGGCUGGAGACGCAGGCGUUCCACUCGCGCUGCCCGCUGCCGCCCGCCGUCGUGCUGUUCCACCCCUACGAGCAGCACGCCGCCGUCGCCUCCAAGGACAACUUCGGGAUAUGGGACUGGGGCACAGCGGCGAAGCUGUGCGUGGGCACGUGGCGGCGCACGUGGGGCCGCAUCACGGCGCUGGCCUACCUCAACGCGCACCACCACACGGCGCUCGCCGUCGCCUCGCACCAGGGCAACCUCGCCAUCUACCGGCCGUCGUCGUCGGGCAGCAGCAUGGAGCCGCAGCUGGUGUCGGCGUGGCGCGCGCUGGACGUGCGGCCCGCGCCCGACUACCGCCCGCCGCCCGCGCAGCCCAUCUACAGUCUGGCGCAGCUGGUGUCGGAGCAGUUCAGCUCGGCGGACGAGCGGCUCGCGGCCGGCAAGGCGCGCGCAGACGCUGAGCUGGGUGUGAGCGGCGGGUCGGGCGGCGGCUGGUCGGCGCCGCCGCCGGGCACGCUGCUGCGCUGGUCGGCGCGCCGCUGCAGCCUGGCGCUGGCCGGCCCCGCGCCCGCCGUGCGCCUGUGGGACGCCGUCGCCGAGAUGCUGCAGGCCGACAUCGACACAGGCACCGAGGCCGCGGCGACGUCGCUGUGGCGCGGGCGCUGGCAGGCGGUGUGCGGGUUCGCGGACGGCUGUGUGCGCGCGUGGGACGAGCGGGCGCCGCGCGACGCGCUGUACGCGCUGCGCGACCACAGCGCGCCCGUGCUGGCCGCCGCGCCCCGCCACGACCACCACGCCAUACUCACGGGCUGCAUGGACGGCACGGUGCGCAUCUACGACACGCGCAAGGUGUCCGCGGCGGUGGUGGUGGUGCGCGCCCCCGGCCCGCUCGCCGCGCUCGACGUGCACCCCCGGGCGCCGCUGCUCGCCUGCGGGUCGGUGAACCAGUGCAUCAGCAUCUACGACCUGCGCGGCGCACACCUCAACACGAUCAAGUUCCACGAGGGCUUCAUGGGCGCGCGCAUCGGGCCCGUCUCCUGCCUCACCUUCCACCCGCUCAGGUGCGCGAUGGGCGUGGGCUCGAAGGACUCGACGGUGUCGGUGUACGUGUCGGAGGCGCGGCGGUGACCCUCGCUGUACGGGCUGGCGCUGCCGCUGCCCUUCUCGCACUGACACCCCGCCCCCCGCCACGCCACGCCCCACACGC
Messenger RNA from Colias croceus (clouded yellow), 4161 nucleotides. RefSeq names its product regulatory-associated protein of mTOR (gene raptor). Gene Ontology annotation, biological process: TORC1 signaling; cellular response to amino acid stimulus; cellular response to starvation. The transcript is spliced from 27 exons. The coding region runs from base 150 to 4082 and encodes 1310 amino acids. Gene Ontology annotation, cellular component: TORC1 complex; cytoplasm. Lineage: Eukaryota; Metazoa; Arthropoda; Insecta; Lepidoptera; Pieridae. The record is from RefSeq and is a predicted model, not a curated record. Gene Ontology annotation, molecular function: protein binding; protein-macromolecule adaptor activity.